AUGAUCUAUAUUGAUGAUAUUGUGGUCACUGGUUCCAACUCCUCUCAAGUCCAAACCACCAUUCAACUCCUAGGUGAUAGGUUCUCCAUUAAAGACCUUAGUCCCUUGCAUUUCUUUCUUGGAGUCGAAGUUCUACGAAAUGCACAUAGUUUAAUUCUCACUCAAAUUGGCUUUAUUGCUGAUCUCCUAGAAAAGUUUAGCAUGCUAAACUCCAACAGUGUUGGCACGCCGAUGUCAGUCGGCGAAGCACUCUCACUGAAUGAUAAUUCCACACCUGCUGAUGCCAAACUAUACAUUUGGCAGCACUGGCAGGCUACAAAACGACUUCUGCGCUACCUAAAGGGCACUAUCACAUAUGGUCUCCAUUUUUAUCCUAGUAGCUCACUCAAACUUCAAGCAUACUCAGAUGUUGAUUGGGAUGGACUUACCGAUACGCGGCAUUCGACUUCAGCUUAUGUUAUCCUUCUUGGAAACAAUCCCAUAAGUUGGUGCUCCAAAAACCAACGGACAGUUGCUAGAUCCUCCACAAAAGCUGAAUAUAGAGCUGUUGCUUCAGUUGUUGUUGAGCUUAAUUGGAUAACCAGCUUGCUGAAGGAUCUUCACAUCCCAAUAUCCAGUUCUCCUGUGGUGUUUUGUGACAACAUUGGUGCUACUUACCUUAGUCGCAACCCAGUUUUUCACAGUCAUAUGAAGCAUGUAGCUAUCGAUUUUCACUUUGUUCGAGAUCUAUUAGAACGCAAUAAGCUAUCUGUUAAUCACAUACCCACUGGCGAUCAACUUUCUGAUGCCUAA
Molecule: messenger RNA, 792 nt
Organism: Nicotiana tabacum (common tobacco)
Lineage: Eukaryota; Viridiplantae; Streptophyta; Magnoliopsida; Solanales; Solanaceae
Source: RefSeq, a predicted model, not a curated record